Coregonus sp. 'balchen' is the source of this 19142-nucleotide messenger RNA. The record is from the annotation of a GenBank genome assembly. Lineage: Eukaryota; Metazoa; Chordata; Actinopteri; Salmoniformes; Salmonidae.
CAGGAAUGUAAGAAGCUGCGUGAGGAGCUAAGGGAGGAUCAUGAGGAUGACAAGCGGGCAGCCCUCACCCAGCUGGCCCAGAACAAGGAGCAGGAGCUGGGCAGUGCCCGCGAGAGCUGGCAGAGGAAGGUGGAGGACCUACUGGAGCAGGUAAGAGACAGUCCACCCUCACCCUGCUGCACCACACUACAGCUGGGUACUGUUAUAUAGAGGUCUUCUCGGGUCCAAAAAGUUGGACCCAUUCCGAAAUGGACCCGGAGCUUUCCUACCCGGACCCAAACGAAUAAAUUAAUUUUAAAAAUAUGGAGACCCGGUCCUAAUGGACCAGAGGGCAAUCGGACCUGGCCCCAUAUAGAGUCUUUUCGGGUCCAGACCCGGCCUGAUCCGGUCCGAGUGAGGGAAGCAGCAGAAAAUAUACAUUUUUCACUACGUUAUUAACUGAAGCUGUUAAUGCACGCACUGAGGGAGGGAGAGGAAUGAAGGAGCUAGCAGCAGGCGGGGGAGGGGCCGGGCAGUGUGUGUAUAUGUGGCUGAAUGGCACAAGGAGGAGCGAGAGAGAGACCGCAGCAACCAAGCCGACUCGCACUAGUUACUAACUUUUAGCUACCAAAGCUAGGUUAUUUAUCAACCAAUCUGAUUACAUACCACCUGUUUUGACUGCAUCAAACCAAGAAGAGUAGCUAGCUAGUUAAGCUAGCUAGCUGGGUUGGCUAAUUGAGGCUACAUAGGCUGCACUUUCCCCCGUCCUACACAAUUACAACAAUAACAACAACCCUAUUCAAAGUAUUAAGUAGCAGCCUACUAGUUGCCUCUUGGUCAUUGUAGCCUAUCAAUCAAUCAAUCAAAUGUAUUUAUAAAGCCAUUUUUACAUCAGCAGAUGUCACAAAGUGCUAUACAGAAACCCAGCUUAAAACCCCAAACAGCAAGCAAUGCAGAUGUAGAAGCACGGUGGCAAGGAAAAACUCCCUAGAAAGGCAGGAAACUAGGAAGAAACCUAGAGAGGAACCAGGCUCUGAGUGGUGGCCAGUCCUCUUCUGGUUGUGCCGGGUGAAGAUUAUAAGAGUACAUGGCCAUUAAGGCAAGAUUGUUCUUCAAGAUGUUCAGUCGUUCAUAGAUGACCAGCAGGGUCAAAUAAUAAUCACAGUGGUUGUAGAGGGUGCAACAGGACAGUACCUCAGGAGUAAAUGUCAGUUGGCUUUUCAUAGCCGAGCAUUCAGAGGUCGAGACAGCAGGUGUGGUAGAGAGAGCGAUUUGGAAACAGCAGGUCUGGGACAAGGUAGCACGUCCGGUGAAACAGGUCAGGGUUCCAUAGCCGCAGGCAGAACAGUUGAAACUGGAGCUGCAGCACGACCAGGUGGACUGGGGGCAGCCAGGAGUCAUCAGGCCAGGUAGUCCUGAGGCAUGGUCCUAGGGCUCAGGUCCUCCGGGAGGGGAGGGAGAGAGAGAGAAUUAGAGGGAGCAUACUUAAAUUCACACAGGACACCAGAUAAGACAGGAUAAUUACACCAGAUAUAAUAGACUGACCCUAGCCCCCCGGUACAUAGACUAUUACAGCAUAGAUACUGGAGGCUGAGACAGGGGUGGGUCUGGGGACAUUGUGGCCCCGUCCGACGAUACCCCCGGACAGGACCAACCAGGCAGGAUAUAACCCCACCCACUUUGCCAAAGCACAGCCCCCACACCACUAGAGGGAUAUCAACAGACCACCAACUUACUACCCUGAGACAAGGCUGAGUAUAGCCCACGAAGAUCUCCUCCACCGCAUGAGCCCAAGGGGGCGCAAAGCCUAUCCUUCACGUUUAACUUUUAAUUCCAUCAUUUUAGUUCCAUCUUCCAUUGAUCUCCUAACUUGCUUGCCAGAGGCUAGUGCCGCUUUGAUGACUUGUGAUUCACCGACAACAACAACAAGCUACACACGCCAAUCUCGUGAAAAGCCUGAGCAGCAGCAUACAAUUCUCUCUCUCUCUACUGCAGCAGUCGUGUUCGGGUCUAUAAUUAUAAUUACACAUACCCGAGACCCGUGACAAUCAAAUCCGAUCCGACCUGGAUCGGAGGGUCAACUACAGAAUUCUGGAUCCGACCCAGUUGGAACACGAGUUGGAUCCCGGGUAAUCGGGUUCGGUGGACCUGUGAAAACCUUUACUGUGAUAUACACAGCAUACUCUGCCCCAUGUCAACAUUAUGACUGGGUUCAAGGAUAAAUGGAGAGUAAUAAGCCUAUAUCAAUGGAGAGUAAGAAGCCUAUAUCAGACUAAAAUUGAGCUUUUUGGCCAUCAAGGAAAACGCUAUGUCUGACGCAAACCCAACACCUCUCAUCACCCCGAGAACACCAUCCCCAAAGUGAAGCAUGGUGGUUCAGCAUCAUGCUAUGGAGAUGUUUUUGAUCGACAGGGACUGGGAAACUAGUCAGAAUUCAAGGAAUGAUGGAUGGCGCAAAAUACAGGGAAGUUCUUGAGGGAAACCUGUUUCAGUCUUCCAGAGAUUUGAGACUGGGAUGGAGGUUCACCUUCCAGCAGGACAAUGACCCUAAGCAUACUGCUAAAGCAACACUUGAGUGGUUUAAGGGGAAACAUUGAAAUGUCUGUGGUAUGACUUAAAGAUUGCUGUACACCAGCGGAACCCAUCCAACUUGAAGGAGCUGGAGCAGUUUUGCCUUGAAGAAUGGGCAAACCUCCCAGUGGCUAGAUGUGCCAAGCUUAUAGAGACAUACCCCAAGAGACUUGCAGCUGUAAUUGCUGCAAAAGGUGGCUCUACAAAGUAUUGACUUUGGGGGGGGUGAAUAGUUAUGCACGCUCAAGUUUUCUGUUUUUAUGUCUUAUUUCUUCUUAUUAUUUUGCAUCUUCAAAGAACUAGGCAUGUUGUGUAAAUCAAAUUAUACAAACCCCCCAAAAAAUCCAUUUUUUAAAUCCAGGUUGUAAGGCAACAAAAUAGGAAAAAUGCCAAGGGGGGUGAAUACUUUCGCAAGCCACUGUAUGUCAUACAAUAUUAAAUCAUCCACUUCCAAAUGUCCAUGAAUAGGUGAGAGGAGAGUGCUCAGGGCCUCGCCGUACACAUACAGAUACAAGCCAUGACAUUGAAAGACUGCUGAGAAGCCUAUUCUGUUAUCUUAGCUGUAACUCCCACUGCAGCUGUAGCUAGCACUGUCACUCACACAAAUUGUAUGAAGAUAAAACAUGGUGAAUUUAUCUAUUCAAAUUACGACAUUUUAAAUCUUCCCAAACUGGCACUGGUAGCCCUGUGAAGGGGACUGAAUGGGCCAAUCAAAUCUAAUUAAAAACGAAAACUUUUAAAGCACUUGUACAUGCUAAUUGCAUUAACAUUCAGGGCAUUUCACAGAUAAUAAUUAGGUUUGACAGUAGAAAGUAAUUUCAUAUAUUUUUAGAGACUAAACUGAGAUAUCACCAUAUUUCACGUUGUCUUGUCCUCUGUUCAGACAUUGAAAUAGGCAGUGCUGCUCAUAUUUUCCUGUUGUUUUCAAUCAUGUAGAGAAAAAGGGGUCUCCUCUGUCCUCACCAACUUGGCUAUCCCUCAACCACUCCCUGAUAAAGAGCUACCCUAACCUGGCCGCCUUCCCCUCUCUGCCCCUUUUAUAAUUUUUGUUGCCUUUAUUUUGACAUUGUUGACUCCUGAAUGUUUCCCUGUGUUCCUGUGUAAUUUGUUCACACCCAAAGCGCCACUCAGCACUGUGAAGCUUUACAUAAGUCAAUCAGUAAUGUAAGCAUGAAACACACCGAGAAUCUUACUGCCUAUGACUGCCGAUAGGUACUUGUCACAGUGGGAGGCCGAUCCUUCUCUUGCUAGACCAAAAGCGGUAGCUGCUGCGUGCCGACGCGGUUGCGACGAACCUACCGAUUCUACUUGUACAAUCGCUAUGCUCGUCAGUGGCCAACAACUUGACAUUGAGCCAAUCAGAGAGCACGACUCCCACGUGGGGGAGCCAACAAAAAAAGGAACAAAUUAGGGCAUUUCCUCCGUACAUCUACGGAUGAGCCAGUCACACUUCAUAUGCAAUGUAGGCUAUGGAAUGGUAACUAGCUAAGUGCACAGACGCAAUGCACACAACACUAAACACAUCCUCCAAGAUAGCUAACCACUGUAGCUAGUAUUGACAUUAUAAGGAAAUCACAAUGGAUUAGCUAGUUUCCAUGAAACAGCUGCCUGGGUUAGUGCAGUGUCCUUAGCUAGCUAGCUAGCUACGUUGUCCUAGUUAGCGAAUAUGCUAAAGUUAGCUAGCUAGCUAAACAUUUGGCUAUGGGUUGGCACUGGCAGAAUGGGAUUAUGGGGAGUGAAUUAAAUAGUUUCUACGUCAUCUUGCUAGGUAGUUAUCAAGCUGUGGCCAUUUGGCUAGUAUCAACAAGGGCUUUCUACAAAAUAGCAACAUUAACGCAAAUAGCAUUAACACAGAUAUGCAUUGCCAAACAACGCUACUGCCACCUUCUGGUUUGGAGUAUUUUAACAAGGCUGAGUGGCUGACUACUUCCAAGGUCUUUGCUGUGUGAACACAAAAUAGAUUGACUGCCGACACUCUGUUCAGAGGUGUUAAGUACUGUCGGCAGGCAAACGUUUGACAAUCCUACCGGCGUGUCUAAGCUUUUAGUCUAAAGUCCACUUACACACCUGCUCCACUUUGCGCUCUUUAUUUCCCCCUCAGUAUACUGUGUUUACAGACAAAUACCAGUAUAUUCAACUGGUGUGAGUGGCUAGCAUGAUGGCGUUGUGUGGACUUGCCCUGGCUUGCACUAACGAUGCUGGUUUCACAGCAUCCAUUUUCCUUUUGCUACAGUGUGCUGUACGCAGGUGAGUGUUUCUUGUGGGGGACACUUGCAGUGUUGAAUGUGCCAACGUGUGUGUGGUUUCUCUCUUCACUCGUCUCUAUGCAUAGAAAGUUGUUGUAGAACCACUGUGACUGGUUGCUACUGCAGUAAACCAACGUCAUCCAGUUCCCAGGCAACACGCAUGAAACUCUAAUUACCUAAAUCUGCCUUCUUCUGAACAUUGAUAUUAUCUUUAUGCUCUGUAACUGACUCUUGGUACGCUUCACACUGGAGUGUUUUCCUCUUCCUGACUCUGUGAAAGGUGUAUAUUUCUGUUCUUUUGAUGAGACAGAAUUACAGCCUCUCUGAGUGGCGUGUGAUUUACUGUACCUCCUGCUCUCUCUGCUGUGCCAUAAUAACCACAUCUGAGUCUCCUCUGAGUUAGGAACGAUGUUUGUUUGCGCUCAGGUCCCAAUGGAAGGCAUUCAGCAGCCUCUUAUCCCUCUUCACGGUUAGUGCAAUUUUGAUAGCAGUCACACAUUUUGCAGCAGAUGAAUCUGAUAAUAAGUCUGGCACACCACUGAGUGAGCAUUACAGCUGUCCAGAUCCUGUGUGUCGCCUCUUGUUCUCUCCAAGGCAGUGUAGGUAUUGAUUCUAUGGGAGGUGUGAAUGUCUUCUGUCAAUGGCCCCACUUUAGUGUCAGCAGCACUGCAGUCUGUCUGCCACAUGUCCACAGUAUCACUGUGUCAUUUUUCCUCCCAGUGCCAAACUAAUACUCUCCCUGCAUUAUAACAUUGAUAAUGCUCUGUGCACUCCAUACUGUUUGUUGUCCACAUUUUAUAUUACGCAGAUGCUGGAAAAAUCUAUGCAUGUGGGGGGAAGGAGGGCAUUCUGACUCUGAGCUCCUACUUAAAGGUGUAGCUCCAGAUGCUUCCUUCCAGCUAGCAGCAGAGUCAGGGUGACUUAUGGAGGUGUCACCACCAUGGAUCUUUUCCUCCCACACAUUCCUCCUCUCCUGCUCUGGGCCCGGUCGAUCUCAUUAUUCACAGUAAUAAUACCCAGUAGUAAUAGGCUGUAACUCCUAAUGAGGCCUGGCUGAUUAAUGUGGCGUGACUGAGCUCUCAUGUUGAUCACACACUGAGCUGUUGAUCACACGUAAACAACAGUACAUGUAAGGUGCUGCCAAAGUUUGCAAAGCAUAAAGCAGCCAAAGUUGCUGCAGGCCUACCCUAUUGAAAUAAGGAUUAUGAGGGUAUAAUUGGUUUAAAAAUGACUUUUUGUUGCACCCUCCAACAAAAAAUUAAUGUUGUGUUUCUUCAGGUCAUAACUAGCUAGUGGGAAAAAUUGAUAUCUGUUUUUGUUGUUAACGAAGUAGGCCUAGGUUAGUGAAUGAAAUAUACAGACAAACAGGUCUCUCACACCUGUAAAAUAGGAGCUAAUGACACUAUGUGCAAUCUGAUCCAAUCGGUUCUCCUCUCUACCCCCUCUCUCUCUCCCUUUCCCUUCAACUCCUCCCUUUCGUCAGAUCUCGUUGCUGAAGCAGAGUCUGGAGAUGCAGCUGUCUCAGUCGCAGAGCUCCCUGCAGCAGCUGCAUUCCCAGUUCAGCCAGGAGCGGGAGCACCUGAGCCAGCAGCUCCAAGAGCUGCAGCUGGAGUACCAGCGCAGGGAACACAGCCUGCAGGAGGCCCACUGCUGCGCCAUGCAGGACCUGGAGGAGACCCGCCAGCACGACCUCAAGGUGUGAUCAUUUAGAACUGUCUGUCUAGAACCUGUCUCAGAACAGAACUCUGUAACACCCAUCUGAUUACCACCCACAUCCCCCUCUGUCUACCGUCGAUCAUGUCAUUGCCCAUGACCCUUCACAUCCAGAGAACAAUUUCACAGUAGAAUAGUUGUGUUGCCAAUGAACUCAGAAAUACCAUCUGACUCUUUUAGCUGACAUACUGUAUAUUCUCAUUGACAUGAACAUUGGAAAGAGACUCUGCUCCAGAGGGUACUGCCCUACACUCUACCCUUUAUCUAGCUCUGUCAGCUUACAAGUGGUUAGAGUCACUGCCAGUGUGAAAGCUCCCUAAUAGUGACUUUAGAGCACUAGAUUAGAUAUUUGAGGCAUGAUGGGCCAGAAUAGGCUCUGAUGUGUCAGUAAGACUGGAUAUCAGUCAGGUACAGAGAAUGAGGAGAGACAGUGGAGAUUUACUGGUGAAAUUGCUGGUGAUGUGGCCAGAUGGACUUUUGCAACAGUGAGUCCAUCAACAUUACCAGAGACGUGGAGCAGUUGACUUCUGAGCGGAUCAGUGAUUUGGACCUGACCCUGAUUUCAUUAUUGCUGUUUGGGACACACACUGACUGCUUUUCAAUUCUUUCACUUUAAAACGAAUAGGCUACGGAGCAGCAGCAGCAUAAUUUUUGAUGGAAUUACGAUGCAACACAGCUAAUAUUGUUCCAGGGCAUCUUUACAGCAGCUUAUGAGUAAUGUAGUGCAGUAAUGUAAUAAUAUGGGAAUGUCUGAGGAAUCUGACGAGGCAUCUGUGUAAUAGUAAUUCAGAUGGUGAUGAGUUUGCUGUCAGCACAGCCGGGGGCAAUAACUCUGAUCCAUAAACCAGUCUCAUCCAGGAGCCCCAGUGUUAGCAUUAGCUUCCUGCUCAGAUCCAUAUCUUUUUAAAUCAGCCCUUCUGCUCCUAAAGCUCUUUAUAGGACAUGAGAGUGAGUUGUGUAGCGAGAGGGGGCUAUAUCGAUCAGCGCGGGUCAUACAUUUAGUUGCAUGGGUUCAUGCUUGAAAGGCAGCCUGCCAGCCAGGCUCAUACAUGGGCAAACUGUGAAGGUCUAGUUCAGCAAGGUGAUGGGUUCCGUUCAUUUAUUCACUGGUGUUUAAUAAGUAAACGCACCCGGGCUGCUGGGUUCACUGUGGCACAAUCUCAGCUGGAGAAGGCUGCAUUUGUUCCUCACAAAAAUGAAACACUGAUAGCCAAAGAGCGUGUACCACUUUUUGGCACAACAGAUAUGCCCCCCUCUCCAUCUUUACAUAUAACAGACUUACUGACUAUACCCCAAAACACUGACAUCUCAAUACUAGUCCGGGCAUUUCAUAAUGAAGGUUGAAGUAUGAAUCAGAACCCAUUAAUCAAUCCAGACACACCCAGUACAUGAAAAUAUAGACUUCUGAAAAAUAUAAAGACAUUUACUUUUUCACUUAACACUGAACCUUUCCUUCCAAAGAAAACAGAAGCAAUUUGUUUUUCUGCACUUAACAUUCCAUUAUACAGUCAAGGUCAUUUUGAAAUACAUUCAACCUUACUCUGAGGCUUCUUUUGAUAUUCAAAAACCCUCGGAUUGAAUUUAUUUGAAGGGGUCAUGCAGAGUUGUGCAAAGCUGACACAAUGUCCCCAAGCAUUCUGUCUCACCUCUCCAGCCACAGAUUGGAUUAGAAGCAAAAGACCCAUGAGUCAUCGGUGAUUGAAUGGGCCGAAAAAGUAUUUCAUGUCUGCUAAUAAAAGAAUAUACCACCCCUAGGAACACAUUUAUCUCAAUAGCUGUUCGCUCUUGAAUACGGGCUAGGUUGACUCAAAGUUGUUCUAAAAUGUAUAAACCUUUGCAGGGGUAAAUGUAUUAAGGGUUUAUUUUGUUCUAGACAUGUUUUAUGAGGACAAAGGCAAACUGAAUUGUCUUGUUUGAGGCAUUAGGGACAAAUCCAGUUUCACCUUGCCUGCAGGGGGAACACAUAUCCUCUGAUAUGAUCUAUUUACAUGACAGGCACUGUUAUACAAGGCCAAUUAAAAAUGCUUACAAAUCUUCCGCACAUAUACUUUAACAUCCAAUCUAGGAGCUACUUUUUCACAGUGUCGCGAUUUCAACAAAUCACCUAGGUCGAGGUAUGAACACGUCAAAUACGGUGUCUCUUGUGGUUCUCUCAAGCUAUAGAUUAUGCGCCUUUCAAGCUUAUUUUUAUUUUUCAUUCGUGCACCGGUUUACAUAGUAUCAGCUGAAUGAAUAGGCACACAAUGAUAUAGGCUCUCUCCUGCUACAUGUGUUUCUAACAGCUAAUUCAUGAUUAUUGACUGACUGUAAUGGAGUUAAGAUUGACAAACUACCCGGUGUGUGCACACAGACUUAACAGACCCAGGGUUUUGGACCUGAAAAUGAACUAGCCUGGUCCCAUACCGUGUACUGUAGCCAGCUCCUCUUAUCAUUGUCAAGCUAUACAUGAACAAACACACAGAGGAGUUGGUUAAAGCACAAACACAAUGCACAGACCACCGGCUAACAGUUCACAUCUAGAUACUACACUACAUACUUUGGAUUUGAAAUGAUAGAAUGACUAUGAUGCUAAAGUGCAGACUGUCAGCUUUAAUUUGAGGGUAUUUCCAUCCAUUUCGGGUGAACCGUUUAGAAAUUACAGCACUUCUUGUACAUAGUCCGCCCAUUUUAGGGGACCAAAAGUAUUGGGACAAAUUCACUUACAGUGCUAUGAAAAAGUAUUUGCCCCCUUUCUAAUUUUCUCUAGUUUUGCAUAUUUGUGAUACUGAAUGUUAUCAGAUCUUCAACCAAAACCUAAUAUUAGACAAAGGGAACAUAAGUGAACAAAUAACACAACAAUUACAUAUUUAUUUCAUUUAUUUCAUAAACAAAGUUAUGCAACACCCAAUUCCCCUGUGUGAAAAAGUAAUUGCCCCCUUACACUCAAUAACUGGUUGUGCCACCUUUAGCUGCAAUGACUCCAACCAAAUGCUUCCUGUAGUUGUUGAUCAGUCUCUCACGUCGCUGUGGAGGAAUUUUGGCCCACUCUUCCAUGCAGAACUGCUUUAACUCAGUGACGUGUGGGUUUUCAAGCAUGAACUGCUCGUUUCAAGUCCUGCCACAACAUCUCAAUUGGGAUUAGGUCUGGACUUUGACUAGGCCAUUCCAAAACUUCCAAUGUGUUGCUUUUUAGCAAUUUUCAUGUAGACUUGAUUGUGUGUUUUGGAUCAUUGUCUUGCUGCAUGACCCAGCUGCGCUUCAGCUUCAGCUCACAGACGGAUGGUCUGACAUUCUCCUGUAGAAUUCUCUGAUACAGAGCAGAAUUCAUGGUUCCUUCUAUUAAGGCAAGUCGUCCAGGUCCUGAGGCAGCAAAGCAUCCCCAAACCAUCACACCACCACCACCAUGCUUGACCUUUGGUAUGAUGUUCUUACUGUGGAAUGCAGAGUUUGGUUUUCGCCAGGCAUUACUGGAACCAUCUCGUCCAAAAAGUUAUACUUUUGAAUCAUCUGUCCAUAGAACGUUCUUCCAAGAGUCUUGAUGAUCAUCCAGGUGCUUUUUGGCAAACUUGAGUCAACUUUUUGGACGAGAUGGGUCCCAUUAUGCCUGUGCUGCCUCAGGACCUGGACGACUUGCCUUAAUAGAAGGAACCAUGAAUUCUGCUCUGUAUCAGAGAAUUCUACAGGAGAAUGUCAGACCAUCCGUCUUUGAGCUGAAGCUGAAGCGCAGCUGGGUCAUGCAGCAAGACAAUGAUCCAAAACACACAAUCAAGUCUACAUGAAAUUGCUAAAAAGCAACAAAUUGGAAGUUUUGGAAUGGCCUAGUCAAAGUCCAGACCUAAUCCCAAUUGAGAUGUUGUGGCAGGACUUGAAACGAGCAGUUCAUGCUUGAAAACCCACACGUCACUGAUUUAAAGCAGUUCUGCAUGGAAGAGUGGGCCAAAAUUCCUCCACAGCGACAUGAGAGACUGAUCAACAACUACAGGAAGCAUUUGGUUGGAGUCAUUGCAGCUAAAGGUGGCACAAGCAGUUAUUGAGUGUAAGGGGGCAAUUACUUUUUCACACAGGGGAAUUGGGUGUUGCAUAACUUUGUUUAUGAAAUAAAUAUGUAAUUGUUGUGUUAUUUGAUGAGUGAGAAAGUUACAGACGCACACAUAUCAUACCCCCAAGACAUGCUAGCCUCCCCUGUUAUUGUAAUGGUGAGAGAUUAGCAUGUCUUGGGGGUAUGAUAUUUGUGUGUCUGUAACUGUCUCACUCAUCAUUAUUCAUAAUUCAUUCAGGAUUAUCCAUAAUCAUGGUAGCAUCCACAUUAAUGUAGAAGUGUUCUAUUUUAUUUACAAUAUAAGUGGCUCCAAAAUGACACAUGACGUUAUUUGCAAUUCAUUUCUAUUGGGCACAAAAUAAUCUGAAACGCAACCAAAACAAACAGCAAAUGCAUCCAACAAUUGUGUGGAGUCACAAGCUUGAUGUAGUCAUUGUGUGCUAGGAAUCAGGGACCAAAUACUAAACUUUUGACUACGUUAAUACACAUAUACACUACCGGUCAAAAGUUUUAGAACACCUACUCAUUCAAGGGUUUUUCUUUAUUUUUACUAUUUUCUACAUUGUAGAAUAAUAGUGAAGACAUCAAAACUAUGAAAUAACACAUAUGGAAUCAUGUAGUAACACAAAAAGUGUUAAACAAAUAAAAUAAAUUUUGAUAUUUGAGAUUCUUCAAAUAGCCACCCCUUGCCUUGAUGACAGAUUUGCAUACUCUUGGCAUUCUCUCAACCAGCUUCACCUGGAUGCUUUUCCAACAGUCUUGAAGGAGUUCCCACAUAUGCUGAGGACUUGUUGGCUGCUUUUCCUUCACUCUGCGGUCCGACUCAUCCCAAACCAUCUCAAUUUGGUUGAGGUCGGGGGAUUGUGGUGGCCAGGUCAUCUGAUGCAGCACUCCAUCACUCUCCUUCUUGAUAAAAUAGCCCUUACGCAGCCUGGAGGUGUGUUGGGUCAUUGUCCUGUUGAAAAACAAAUGAUAGUCCCACUAAGCCCAAACCAGAUGGGAUGGCGUAUCGCUGCAGAAUGCUGUGGUAGCCAUGCUGGUUAAGUGUGCCAUGAAUUCUAAAUAAAUCACAGACAAUGUCACCAGCAAAGCACCCCCACACAAUAACACCUCCUCCUACAUGCUUUACGGUGGGAAAUUUCCACCGGUCUAAUGUCCAUUGCUCGUGUUUGUUGGCCCAAGCAAGUCUCUUCUUAUUAUUGGUGUCCUUUAGUAGUGGUUUCUUUGCAGCAAAUCGACCAUGAAGGCCUGAUUCACACAGUCUCCUCUGAACAGUUGAUGUUGAGAUGUGUCUAUUUACUUUAUUUGUGCUGCAAUUUCUGAGGCUGGUAACUCUAAUGAACUUAUCCUCUGCAGCAGAGGUAACUCUGGGUCUUCCAUUCCUGUGGCGGUCCUCAUGAGAACCAGUUUCAUCAUGGCGCUUGAUGGUUUUUGCGAAGAAACGUUCAAAGUUCUUGAAAUGUUCCGUAUUGACUGACCUUCAUGUCUUAAGUAAUGAUGGAUUGUAAUUUCUCUUUGCUUAUUUGAGCUGUUCUUGCCAUAAUAUGGACUUGGUCUUUUACCAAAUAGGGCUAUCUUCUGUAUACCCCCCCUACCUUGUCACAACACAACUGAUUGGCUCAAACGCAUUAAGAAGGAAAGAAAUUCCACAAAUUAACUUUUAAGAAGGCACAUCUGUUAAUUGAAAUGCAUUCCAGGUGACUACCUCAUGAAGCUGGUUGAGAGAAUGCCAAGUGUGUGCAAAGCUGUCAUCAAGGCAAAGGGUGGCUAUUUGAAGAAUCUCAAAUAAAAAAUAUAUAUUUUGAUUUGUUUAACACUUUUUUGGGUACUACACCAUUCCAUAUGUGUUAUUUCAUAGUUUUGAUGUCUUCACUAUUAUUCUACAAUGUAGAAAAUAGUAAAAAUGAAGAAAAACCCUUGAAUGAGUAGGUGUUCUAAAACGUUUGACCGUUAGUGUAAGUGAAUUUGUCCCAAUACUUUUGAUCCCCUAAAAUGGAGGGAUGAUGUACAAAAAGUGUUGUAAUUUCUAAACGGUUUCACCCGAUAUGGAUGAAAAUAGCCUCAAAUUAAAAGCUGACAGUCUGCACUUUAACUUCAUAGUCAUUGUAUCAUUUCAGUACAGAGCCAAAACAACAACAAAAUGUGUCACAGACCCCUUAGAUUUCUUUACAAAGUGGGGUUAAAAUUGAUUUAAUUGUCAUUUUUUGGUCAACAAUCUACACAAAAUACUCAAAUGUGAAAGUGAAAAAAUAAAAAAAAUAAAAAAAUAAAAGAUUCAUAACUAAUAUAUAGUCGUUGCAUAAAUAUUCAGCCCCUUAGUUUAGGCAAGCCUAAAUUAGUUUAGGACAAAAAUGUUGAUUAACAAAUCACAUAAUAAAUUACAUGGAAAUAAUAGGGGUUGACAUGAUUUUUGAAUAACUAACCCUUCUUCUGUCCUCCAUACAUACAACAUCUAUAAGCCUCUCUGUCAAGUGUUGAAUUACAAGCACAGAUUCAACUACAAAGACCAGUGAGCUUUUCCGAAAGCCUCAUAAAAAGGGCAAUGAUUGGUAGAUGGGUAACAAUAACAAAUCAGACAUUGAAUAUCUCUUUAAGAAUUGUGCUGUGGAUUAUGUAUUAAACCACCCAGACACAUCAAAGAUACAGUCGUCCUUCUGAACAGAGGACAGGGAGAAAAAUGCUGAAGUAUGUUACCAUAAGGCCAUUGGUGAUUUUAAAACAGCUACAGAGUUCAAUGUCUGUGAUGGGAGAAAACUGAGGAUGGAUCGACAACAUUGUAGUGACUCCAGAAUAAUGACCUAAAUGACAGAGUGAAAAGAAGAAUACAAAUAUACAGAAUAAAACUAUUCCAAAACAUGCAUACGUAUGCAACAAGACACUAAAGUAAUACUACAAAAAAAAACACCAAAGGAAUAAACUUUUUGGCCUAAAUGAAAAGCCACUGAGUAAGUACCUCCUUAUUUUCAAGUAUGGUGGUGGCUGCAUCGUGGUAUGGGUAUGCUUGAUGGCCAAUACUGGGGAGUUUCUUAGGAUAAAAAGAAACGGGAUGGAGCUAAGUACAGGCAAAAUCCUAGAGGAAAACCUGCUUCAGUCUGCUUUACACCAGAGACUUUCAGCAGGACAAUAACCUAUAACACAAUGCCAAAUCUAGACUGGAGUUGCUUACCAAGAAGAUAGUGAAUGGUCCUGAGUGGCCAAGUUACAGUGGUGACUUAAAUCUGCUUGAAAAUCUAUGGUAAGACUUGAUAAUUACAGUCUAGCCAUGAUCCCCAACACCUUUACAGAGCUUGAAGAAUUAUGAAAAGAAUAAUGGGCAAAUAUUGCAGAAUCCAGGUGUGCAAAGCUCUUAUAGACUUACCCAAGAAGACACAGCUGUAAUCAAUGCCAAAGGUGAUUCUAACAUGUAUUGACUCAGGGAGUCGAAUACUUAUGCAACGACUAUAUUUUAGUUAUUACAUUUUUAUAAUCUUAAAAAGUGUUCAAAUUUUUCUUCCACUUUGACAUUACAGAGUAUUAGUGUAGAUUGUUGAAGAAAAAAUCACAAUUAAAUAAAUGUUAAUCCCACUUUGUAACACAAAAAUAUUUGAACAAAUCCAAGGGGUCUGAAUUAUUUUGCAAGGUACUGUAUACACACACACACACACACACACACACACACACACACCCUUCACACUGCUGGGGCUCAACCACUAACUGUUGUACAGCAUUCAACAACCAGAAUCAUUUCUAAGAACAUCAUGCCUCCACUGAUUUAUUCCUGUUUACUCUUUAAUAGGUUUGGGCGGUAUCCAGAUUUUCAAAUCAUCAUACCGCUUCUGUACCAUACCGGGGUAUACGGUAUUACUGGACGUGCACACAAGAGGCACUAUUUCCACAUAAAAAAAAGCAAACAGGGAUCUUGAUCCAGGAGGGGAUUGAAUGUCUCAGCUGUAACCAAGAAGCUUGACCUUGACAUCUAGCCACUGAGCUAGCAAGUUAGCAAACCAGAUGCAUUAUUAUUGGUAUUAUUAUUAUACCAUCUUUUUAAAAUAUACGGUAUUGAAAAUCAUACCGUCGGUAUAUGGUACAAACGGUAUAUCGCCCAAGUCUACUCUUUAAGGCCUAUUUGAUUUGGUCUUAUACAAGUCAUAUGUUGAUUGAAAUGCACUGUUAUCUUUCUAUUUCCAUCUUAAUCUUAAUCUUGUUUGAUCCCUAUCAAUCUGGUGUUGUGUCCUCUGUGUAACAACUAUUGGAUGUUCCCAUUCAGCUAUUUCCUUUGCCAGUUGGACAAGUCUGUGUUUGUAGUUAGAUUUAGCCGUUAUCACUCAGUCUCUCUCUGUCUCAGUCUCUCUCUGUCUCAGUCUCUCUCUGUCUCAGUCUCUCUCUGUCUCAGUCUCAGUCUGUCUCAGUCUCUGUCGCUCUCUCUUGCUCUCUUGCUCUCGCAACUCUCUCCUUUCUCUCUCUCUCUUUCGCUCUCUGUCUCUCUCUUUAUCUACUCUCAAGAGAUUGGAGUGUUAUAUGAGAGGUGUUUUCAUGAGGUUUUGACUGUAUCCUCGCCAUGUUAACGGCUCUAUCUUCUCAAUUGGGUUUAGAGUGGUGUAAUGUGUGCUGUUCGCCUCUGUUGCUGGAAAACAUAGGGCAGCCUUCCAAUAGCCGCAUCAAGCUGCUGAUGAUAUGCUUAAGUGCUCAUUGAUUGUAAUAUAAUUCCAGCGUGAUCAGCAAUAUUGUCUAUAAUAUGUAUUUUGGCUCCAUGCAAGGUUUUCCCCUUUCACCCUCCCUGGUGCCAUGCCACUGCCUGAGUAACUCCCAGUCCUUAUGUUACUGAACUACACUAAGUCCCACAGCAAUAUACUGGUUAAGUUAAAUUGAUGCUGUUGCCAGAUUCUCCCAAUCUGAUCAGUGUCUCUUUCUCUUGACCAUCUGAACUCUUCGUAUAUGUUUCAGACCAUCCCUUCUAGGGAUGAACAUAAUGGUUAUUUUUUCAACUGGUUAACCAGCAUCAUCAACCAGGUGAAAACCGGUUAUACGUGCCAAAAGGUUCUAGAAAAUAAUUGAUAUGUCAUUUGUUUGUCCUAACCUGUGUGUCACUCCUGACCUUUGACCUCUGUGUGUAGGAACUGGAGCAGCGUCUGCGGCAGCAGCACCACAUAGAGCUCCAGUCUCUGAGAGAGGCCCACAGACACAGCAUAGAGACCCUCAAACAACAGUCAGAGCAGGAGCUGCAGACACUACGCUUCGAGCUGGAGGACGAGGGCAAGGCCAUGCUGGGUAAGAGCCAUGCUGGGUUAGGGCCUGAUGGGGAAUGGUCACAGGGUCUCACACUGGGUUAAGGGCCCUGGCAGGGAGGGAGACACACCGGGUUAGUGCCCAAAUAACGAGGGCCAUGCUGGGUAAGACAAGGAUAGUGCACUUUUUUUACAUACUGAGUAAGGACCUUCAGAGAGAAUGUUCAUACUGUAUGUAGUAAUAGGGGACCAUACUAGGUAAAUGCUACACUUGUAGCCCUCAUAAACUAAACCACCCAGUGCAGCUUAACACCCCGGCCAUCCUAGAAUCCAAACUAGAUGCCCUCAAUCUCACACAAAUGAUCAAGGAACCUACCAGGUACAACCCUAAAUCCAUAAACAUGGGCACCCUCAUAGAUAUCAUCCUGACUAACUUAACCUCUAAAUACACCUCCGCUGUCUUCAAACAGGAUCUCAGCGAUCACUGCCUUAUUGCCUGCGUCCGUAACGGGUCCGCGGUCAAACGACCACCCCUCAUCACUGUCAAACGCUCCCUAAAACACUUUAGCGAGCAGGCCUUCCUAAUUGACCUGGAUAUCGAUCUCAUUCCGUCAGUAGAGGAUGCCUGAUUGUUCUUUAAAAGUGCUUUCCUCUCAAUCUUAAAUAAGCAUGCCCCAUUCAAAAAAUUCAGAAAUAAGAACAGAUAUAGCCCCUGGUUCUCCUCAGACUUGACUGCCCUUGACCAGCACAAAAACAUCCUGUGGCGUACUGCAUUAGCCUCGAAUAGCCCCUGCGAUAUGCGACUUUUCAGGGAAGUUAGGAACCAAUAUACACAAGCAGUUAGGAAAGCAAAGACUAGCUUUUUCAAACAGAAAUGUGCAUCCUGUAGCACUAACUCCAAAAAGUUUUGGGACACUGUAAAGUCCAUGGAGAAUAAGAGCACCUCCUACCAGCUGCCCACUGCACUGAGGCUAGGAAACACUAUCACCACCGAUAAAUCUACAAUAAUCGAGAAUUUCAACAAGCAUUUUGCUACGGCUGGCCAUGCUUUCCACCUGGCUACCACUACCCUGGCCACCAGCUCUGCACCCUACGCUGCAACUUGCCCAUGCCCCGCCCCCCCCCCCCCCCCCCCCCCGCUUCUCCUUCACACAAAUUCAGACAGCUAAUGAUCUGAAAGAGCUGCAAAAUCUGGACCCCUACAAAUCAUCUGGGCUAGAUGAUCUGGACCCUUUCUUUCUAAAAUUAGCUGCCUAAAUUGUCGCAACCCCUAUUACUAGCCUGUUCAACCUCUCUUUCGUAAUGUCUGAGAUCCCCAGAGAUUGGAAAGCUGCCGUGGUCAUCCCCCUCUUCAAAGGAGGUGACGCUCUAGAUCCAAACUGUUACAGACCUAUACCAUCCUGCCCUGCCUUUCGAAAGUUUUUGAAAGCCAAGUUAACAAACAGAUCACCGACCAUUUCGAAUACCACCGUACCUUCUCCGCUAUGCAAUCCGGUUUCCGAGCUGGUCAUGGGUGCACCUCAGCCACGCUCAAGGUCCUAAACGAUAUUAUAACCGCGAUCGAUAAUAGACAGUACUGUGCAGCCGUCUUCAUCGACCUGGCCAAGGCUUUCGACUCUGUCAACCACCGCAUUCUUAUUGGCAGACUAAAUAGCCUUGGUUUCUUAGAUAGAGUUCAAUGUGUCAAAUCGGAGGGCCUGUUGUCUGGACCUAUGGCAGUCUCAAUGGGGGUGCCACAGGGUUCAAUUCUCGGGCCGUCUCUUUUCUCUGUGUAUAUCAAUGAUGUCGCUCUUGCUGCUGGUGACUCUCAGAUCCACCUCUACGCAGACGACACCAUUUUGUAUACAUCUGGCCCUUCAUUGGACACUGUGUUAACAAACCUCCAAACGAGCUUCAAUGCCAUACAACACUCCUUCUGUAGCCUCCAACUGCUCUUAAACACUAGUAAAACUAAAUGCAUGCUCUUCAAUCGAACGCUGCUGGCACCCGCCCACCCGACUAGAAUCACUACUCUCGGCGGGUCUGACCUAGAGUAUGUGGACAACUACAAAUACCUAGGUGUCUGGUUAGACUGUAAACUCUCCUUCCAGACUCACAUUAAGCAUCUCCAAUCCAAAGUUAAAUCUAGAAUCGGCUUCCUAUUUCGCUUCCUAUUUCCUCCUUCACUCAUGCUGCCAAACAUGCCCUCGUAAAACUGACUAUCCUACCGAUCCUUGACUUCGGCGAUGUCAUUUACAAAAUAGCCUCCAACACUCUACUCAGCAAAUUGGAUGUAGUCUAUCACAGUGCCAUCCGUUUUGUCACCAAAGCCCCAUAUACUACCCACCACUGUGACCUGUACGCUCUUGUUGGCUGGUCCUCACUACUUAUUCGUCGCCAAACCCACUGGCUCCAGGUCAUCUAUAAAUCACUGCUAGGCAAAUCCCCGCCUUAUCUUAGCUCAUUGGUCACCAUAGCAACACCCACCCGUAGUAUGCGCUCCAGCAGGUAUAUCUCACUGGUCAUCCCCAAAGCCAACACCUCCUUUGGCCGCCAUUCCUUCCAGUUCUCUGCUGCCAAUGACUGGAACGAACUGCAAAAAUCUCUGAAGCUGGAGACUCUUAUCUCCCUCACUAACUUUAAGCAUCAGUUGUCAGAGCACCUUACCGAUCACUGCACCUGUACACAGCCCAUCUGAAAUUAGCCCACCCAACUACCUCAUCCCCAUAUUGUUAUUUAUUUUGCUAAUUUGCACCCCAGUAUCUCUAUUUGCACAUCAUCUCUUGCACAUCUAUCAUUCCAGUGUUAAUACUAAAUUGUAAUUAUUUUGCACUAUGGCCUAACUUGCUACAUUUGCACACACUGUAUAUAUAUUUUCUGUUGUAUUUUUGACUUUAUGUUUUGUUUACCCCAUAUGUAACUCUGUGUUGUUGUUUUUAUCGCACUGCUUUGCUUUAUCUUGGCCAGGUCGCAGUUGUAAAUGAGAACUUGUUCUCAACUGGCUUACCUGGUUAAAUAAAGGUUAAAUAAAAAAUUUAUUAAAAAAACAGCCCCACACCCUCCCUGUAGGAAUCAAGAUCAACGCUGGAACAUUCCAUCAUAUAGCUUGUUAGAGGUAGAGGGAUGUACUGUAUGAUGAAUGUGUUUUAAUUAGCCAGGGGAGCUCCCUAAGGACCCUGUCUGUCUCUCUCUAUCUGGUUCCUAGCCUCUCUGCGCUCAGAGCUCAACCACCUCCACGCCUCGGCCAUAGAACAGCUACGGCAGACCCACCAGCAGGAGAAAGCUGCAGCCAAACUAGAGCUGGAGAAUGCACUGGAGAACAACCGGAUACAGGUCAGACUCACCGGGACCUACUGGCAUUCCACAUAUCACUUAGCUAACAGAGAUAAUGGUAACAAUAUGGAUGGGCCAGCAUUAGUUUGCAUUACAGUA